AUGGUUCAUCACAAAGUCACAAUUAUUGGUUCUGGUCCAGCUGCUCACACCGCUGCCAUCUAUUUGGCCAGAGCUGAAAUCAAACCAACUUUAUACGAAGGUUUAUUAGCCAAUGGUAUUGCCGCCGGUGGUCAAUUAACCACUACUACUGAUAUUGAAAAUUUCCCAGGUUUCCCAAAUGGUAUUGGUGGUGCUGAAUUGAUGGAAAAAAUGAGAGAACAAUCCCAAAGAUUUGGUACUGAAAUUAUUACCGAAACUAUUUCUAAAGUUGAUUUCUCCCAAAGACCAUUCAAAUUAUGGACUGAAUUUAAUGAAGAUUCCGAACCAGUUACUACUGAUGCCGUCAUCAUUGCUACUGGUGCUUCUGCUAAGAGAAUGCACUUACCAGGUGAAGACACUUAUUGGCAACAAGGUAUUUCUGCUUGUGCUGUCUGUGAUGGUGCUGUUCCAAUUUUCAGAAACAAGCCAUUGGCCGUUAUUGGUGGUGGUGAUUCUGCUUGUGAAGAAGCUUUGUUUUUAACUAAAUACGGUUCUAAAGUUUACUUGUUGGUUAGAAGAGAUGUUUUGAGAGCUUCUACCAUUAUGCAAAAGAGAGUCACCAACAAUGAAAAAAUUGAAGUUUUGUGGAACACUGAAGCUCUUGAAGCUAAAGGUGAUGGUAAAUUGUUACAAUCUUUGAGAGUUGUCAACAACAAGACCAAAGAAGAAAGUGAUUUGAAUGUCAAUGGUUUGUUCUACGCCAUUGGUCACAUCCCAGCUACUAAGAUUUUUGCUAAUCAACUUAAAACUGAUGAAACUGGUUACAUCAUCACUAACCCAGGUACUGCCACUACUUCUGUUGAAGGUGUCUUUGCUGCUGGUGAUGUUCAAGAUAAAAUUUAUAGACAAGCUAUUACUUCAGCUGGUAGUGGAUGUAUGGCUGCUUUAGAAUGUGAAAAAUUUAUUUCUGAACAAGAAGCUUAG
Candida tropicalis MYA-3404 is the source of this 963-nucleotide messenger RNA. RefSeq names its product thioredoxin-disulfide reductase (gene TRR1). Gene Ontology annotation, biological process: removal of superoxide radicals. NCBI's taxonomy places the organism in Eukaryota, Fungi, Ascomycota, Pichiomycetes, Serinales, Debaryomycetaceae. The record is from RefSeq and is a predicted model, not a curated record. Gene Ontology annotation, molecular function: thioredoxin-disulfide reductase (NADPH) activity. The transcript has a single exon. Bases 1 to 963 code for a protein of 320 amino acids. Gene Ontology annotation, cellular component: cytoplasm.